This is a messenger RNA of Trichechus manatus latirostris (Florida manatee), 750 nucleotides long. RefSeq names its product mannose-binding protein A-like. The transcript has 4 exons. Lineage: Eukaryota; Metazoa; Chordata; Mammalia; Sirenia; Trichechidae. Bases 1 to 750 code for a protein of 249 amino acids. The record is from RefSeq and is a predicted model, not a curated record. Gene Ontology annotation, cellular component: multivesicular body.
AUGUUCCUGUCUCCUUGGCUCCCUUUCCUUCUUCUGUGCGUGGUGACAGCAUACUGCUCAGAAACUAAAGCCUGUGAGGAUGCCAAGAAGACCUGCUCAGUGGUGGCCUGUGGCAUCCCUGUCACCAAUGGCACCCCGGGCAGAGACGGGCGAGAUGGGCCCAAGGGAGAAAAAGGAGAACAAGGUCAAGGGCUCAGAGGCUUGCAGGGCCCUCCCGGGAAAUUUGGGCCUCCAGGAAAUACAGGGCUCCCUGGGGCUCCAGGAGCCAAGGGCCAAAAAGGAGAUCGUGGAGACAGAUCAGUUGCUGAGAACAAGCUGGCAGACUUAGAGAGAGAGAUAAGGAGCCUGAAAUCAGAACUGUACCACACCAAAAAGCUGCAAACCUUCUCUUUGGGCAAAAAGUCUGGGAAGAAGCUCUAUGUGACCAACGGUGAAAAGAUGCCCUUUUCCAAAGUGAAGGCUCUGUGCGCCCGGCUCCAGGCCACUGUGGCCACCCCUAAGAAUGAAGAGGAAAACAAGGCCAUUCAGGAUGUAGCCAAGGACACUGCCUUCCUUGGCAUCACAGACGAGGUGAUCGAAGGUCAGUUCAUGUAUGUGACAGGAGGAAGACUGGCCUACAGCAACUGGAAGAAAGAUGAGCCUAAUGACCAUGGCUCAGGGGAGGACUGUGUGACCCUGUUGACAGAUGGGCUCUGGAAUGACAUCUCUUGCUCCUCCUCCUUCCUAGUGGUCUGUGAGUUCCCAGCCUGA